GGUAAUUGCAUUUAGGCAAAUGAGGCAGUCUCGGCCCUCCCCGUCUGCAGGCAUAUAAAGCGGGGAGCGCUGCCGCGGCCGGCCCAUGCGCUCGGAGAGCAGCGCUCGCCCUGCGGCUGCGGACGGACGUCGAGGCGGCGAUGAGGCUCCCGCUGGCUUUCGCCGUGCUCCUCCUGGCCUCGUCGCAGGCGCUGGGCGAGGAGAUGGGAGCCAGCGACGACCUCAGCUACUGGUCCGACUGGUCCGACGGUGACCAGGCGAAGGAGGAGCUGCCGCUGCCCCUGGAGCACUUCCUGCAGAGGAUGGCCCGGAGACCCCGGCCCCAGCAGUUCUUCGGCCUCAUGGGCAAGCGGGAUGCCGGAUAUGGCCAGAUCUCUCACAAAAGGCAUAAAACAGACUCCUUUGUUGGACUUAUGGGCAAAAGAUCUUUAAAUUCUGGGUCCUCUGAAGGGAGCAUAGCACAGAAUUACGAACGGAGGCGUAAAUGAGACGUUCCUGUGUGAUAUUUAUUAAACUUCAUUUGUUCUAAUGGCCAAUGCAGUGUAAUAUAAACUAACCACUGUAUGAAAUAAUUAUUUAUUUAAUAACUGAAGGGGUUUGGUUUUUUUGAGUUGUACAUUCAAUAAAAGCAUUAUUUUUCAUAUUGUGGCAGUGACACGUGUUGUGUAGGUGUGCUGUGGUUCUGAAAGGACCAGCAACCCUGGUGAUGUCUCACAACAAAGCACAUGUUUGAAAUGACCUGUAGAGUCAUGUUUACUAAACAAGCAAGUAUUCUUUUGUUCAUUGAAAGUGAGUCUAUCAGCUUCACAGCUAGUGCAGAAGAGAACUGAUGUUCAGUCUAGUGCCUCAAUUUGUUUUCAUGGUUUAUUAUGCACUGUAAUUUCUGUAUGAAAAAAUAUAUUUGUAUCAUUGCAGCAUGUUUUAUGUUCCUGUGAUUAUGCAUCAAUAUAUUUUAAAAAGGGGAAUGGGUAAUGUUUGAAUGGGAAUCCAAGGUCUUCAUUUCAUAGUUUGAAAUUUUAUGAUAGUAACAUUUUAAAUAAAAACUACUCUGGGGCUUUUGCAACA
This is a messenger RNA of Passer montanus (Eurasian tree sparrow), 1065 nucleotides long. RefSeq names its product tachykinin precursor 1 (gene TAC1). The coding region runs from base 141 to 488 and encodes 115 amino acids. The transcript has 6 exons. The record is from RefSeq and is a predicted model, not a curated record. Lineage: Eukaryota; Metazoa; Chordata; Aves; Passeriformes; Passeridae. Gene Ontology annotation, biological process: tachykinin receptor signaling pathway.